Molecule: messenger RNA, 1590 nt
Organism: Grus americana (Whooping crane)
Lineage: Eukaryota; Metazoa; Chordata; Aves; Gruiformes; Gruidae
Gene: SIRAL1
Product: family with sequence similarity 118 member B
Exons: 9
Coding region: 137-1177 (346 amino acids)
Source: RefSeq, a predicted model, not a curated record
CACGCUAGGGGGCGGGGCGCGAGGCGCCUGCGCGGGGCGCGGCGGCUGGACGUCUCCUCAUGGGAGAGGGCGCGCGGCGCCAGGUUUAGCGUGAGAGGGGGCGAGGAGGGGGCACAGCGGAGAGGAAAGAAACUGGAUGGCUUCUACGGUGAGCCUGGGUAAAGAAACAUUGUUGGAAGAUGGAAUGCCACCUGCAAAAAAGCCCAGGAAGCUGUUGCCAAGCCUCAAAACCAAGAAGCCUCGGGAACUUGUUUUGGUGAUCGGGACAGGAAUCAGUGCGGCAGUUGCUCCCCAGGUCCCAGCACUGAAGUCUUGGAAAGGGUUAAUCCAGGCCCUCCUGGAUGCUGCUAUUGACUUUGAUCUCCUGGAAGACGAAGAGAGCAAACGGUUUCAAAAGUGUCUCCAUGAAGACAAGAACUUGGUUCACGUUGCCCAUGACCUCAUCCAGAAGCUGUCUCCGCGCACAAGCAAUGUUCGCUCAACCUUUUUCAAAGACUGUUUAUACGAGGUGUUUGAUGACCUGGAAUCUAAAAUGGAAGAUUCUGGGAAGCAGCUGCUUCAGUCUGUGCUUCACUUAAUGGAAAACGGGGCACUUGUGUUAACCACAAACUUUGAUAACCUGCUGGAACUGUACGCAGCACACCAGGGGAAGCAUCUGGAGUCUCUUGACCUAACUGAUGAAAAGAAGGUGCUGGAGUGGGCGCAAGAGAAGAGGAAGCUUAGUGUCCUGCAUAUCCACGGCGUUUACACCAACCCCAGUGGCAUAGUGCUCCAUCCGGCUGGGUACCAGAACGUGCUGCGCAACACAGAGGUCAUGCGAGAGAUUCAGAAGCUGUAUGAAAAUAAGUCAUUCCUGUUCUUGGGCUGUGGUUGGACUGUUGAUGACACCACGUUUCAGGCCCUGUUUUUAGAGGCUGUGAAGCACAAGUCAGACCUGGAGCACUUCAUGCUCGUCCGGAGGGGAGACGUGGAUGAGUUUAAGAAGCUCCGUGAGAACAUGCUAGACAAAGGGAUCAAAGUGAUUUCCUAUGGAGAUGAAUAUGCAGACCUGCCCGAGUACUUUGAGAGGCUGACGAGCGAGAUCGCCAUGCGGGGACGAACAGGCCUGCCUAAGGAGGGACAACAGCUGAACGGCUCUGCUGCUGCCCACGCCGAGAUCAAAGGAUGCAGCGCUUGAGCGUCAGCCUCGACCCAGGAGCUGUGCAGCGGCGGGGGAACUCCUUAGGACGGGCCUAAGCCUGGGCCAGCAGCCCCCAGGCAGGCCUGCGUGGUUUAAGACUGGUCUAGGGGAGGAGGGAAGCCCGCUGCCGUGGGUGGCACAGCAGCUGGGACGCUUCGGGCACAAGCCGGAGGCCGUGGCAGAGCCUCCUCACACAGACACCGGGGGUUUAACAUAGUUAAUUCUUUUUAUCGAGGCCGCAGCCUCCUCUAAUUUCAUACUUAGUGCUUUUGUAUUCUGUACUUUCAAUUAAAAACACAAGACUUGAGCGGUUUGGUUUUUUUUUUUACUUGAAGCUCUAGUUUUCUAGUCCUGUCUUUAUACUGUACAGUAUUUUGUAUGUUGAAGCUUGUAUUAAAGGCCUGUUCACU